Rhodofomes roseus is the source of this 639-nucleotide messenger RNA. RefSeq lists its product as uncharacterized. The record is from RefSeq and is a predicted model, not a curated record. The transcript is spliced from 7 exons. Bases 1 to 639 code for a protein of 212 amino acids. Lineage: Eukaryota; Fungi; Basidiomycota; Agaricomycetes; Polyporales; Fomitopsidaceae.
AUGUUGGCCAAAGUUUUCGUGUACGCCCUCCUCCCCUUCGCUGUUGUCAACGCGGCUCCCAUUGCGCAGCGCGACAUUGCGAGUGCUGCGAGCUCGGUCGUUGGUCACGCAACAUCUGUCGUCGGCUCUCUCUGGGCUGAAGCAACCCAUGGCUUGGCGGCUGGUAUCCUGAGCGCGGAAGCUUCGUCGAUCUACAAGUCUGCGACCUCCGUCCUCGGGACUGCGACAUCUAACGUCCACGUUACCGUGACCACCAUCAGCGGCGCUCCUGUCGUUGAGGUCACAUCCGUCGGAGGCCCCGCGAUCACCCUGGCUACUACACACUCAGGACACCACCACCACUCCAUUCCGGUAGCGACGACGACCUUCGACGGUCACACCUUCGUCGUCCCGUCGAGUGUGUCGCACAGCGGCUCCUGGUCCCAUAAGCACACGGCCAGCGUGUCUUUAUCGCACAGCGGCUCGUCAAGUGUCUCAUCGACUGCCUCGUCAAGCUCGGUCUCAAGUACCUCAACGAGCGCGUUCCCGACGAGCAACGGCGCGCUGGGCAUGCACGCCCUGAGCAUGUCCAAGCCGAUGGUCAUGGGCGCUGUCACGGUGCUCACAAGCCUGCUCGGCGGCGCGUUCAUCGUGCUCUGA